Messenger RNA from Mesocricetus auratus (golden hamster), 2886 nucleotides. RefSeq names its product vomeronasal type-2 receptor 116-like. Gene Ontology annotation, cellular component: membrane. The coding region runs from base 1 to 2886 and encodes 961 amino acids. The transcript is spliced from 7 exons. Gene Ontology annotation, biological process: G protein-coupled receptor signaling pathway. NCBI's taxonomy places the organism in Eukaryota, Metazoa, Chordata, Mammalia, Rodentia, Cricetidae. Gene Ontology annotation, molecular function: G protein-coupled receptor activity. The record is from RefSeq and is a predicted model, not a curated record.
AUGGUUACUCGCAUGCAUCGAUAUGUGCCACUUACUGUAGAAGUGCCUAACAGUAUGACCUUGUUUAGACAAAGAAGAGAUUUUGGUAUCAUGACCGCCAUAGUGACUGCCAUCACUGUUGCUGCAGUUGGGGCUAUUGUGUCCACUGUUGCUUUGUCCAGUACAGUACAAACUGCCUCUGCCUUAAAUAACUUGUCAGCGAGUGUGGCUCUUGACCUGGAUUUGGAAACAUCUCUCAACUCUCAAUUAAAGGGGGGUUUGAUGAUCGUUAAUCAGCACAUCGACUUAGUGCAGGAACAAGUGGAUACAAUCUGGCAGUUGGCUCAGCUAGGCUGCGAGAUCUUGGUUAAGCCUUGUCAUGUAUGUGCCUAUGACUCCUCUGAAUGUUAUUUCAGAAUCAAAGAAGAUUUUCACCGUAACGGAGAUGUGGACAUUGGUGUAUUUUUUCCAGUUCAUACUUACGUAACAAGGAACAAACAUCCACAUUCGUAUCUGCCACACUACUUCAAUGACACCCACAUACAGUAUAAUUUUAAAAACUAUGAGUUUAUUCUGGCCCUGGUAUUUGCCAUUGAGGAGAUCAACAGGAAUCCCCAUCUUUUACCAAACAUUUCUCUGGGAUUUGAUUUUUAUAAUGUUCAACACGGUGAUAAGAAUGUUCUUGUGAAUGCCCUCAUUUGGCUCACAGGUCAGAGUUACCCACACUCAAACUAUAACUGUGUAAAGGAAAGAAAGUCAGCUGCUGCUCUAACAGGACCAUCAUGGGCAAAAUCUGCCCAUUUUGGGACACUGCUUCAACUCUACAAAUUCCCACAGCUUACCAUUGGUCCUUUUGAUUCUAUCUUGAGUGACCGAAGCCAGUUUAAUUCUCUCUAUCAAUUGGCCCCCAAAGGCAAAUCUCUGUCACUUGCCAUGGUAUCUUUGAUGGUUCAUUUUGGCUGGACCUGGGUUGGUCUGCUUCUUCCAGAUGACCACAGAGGGACUGAGUUUCUGUCAGAUUUAGGAAAAAAUAUGGAGAAAAACAGAGUCUGUUUAGCUUUUGUCGAAAUGAUCUCAAGCACAUGGACUUCAUUUUCCUACAAAUUCUGGGCAAAUUUGGGGAAGAUACAGGAAUCAUUGGCCAAUAUCAUCAUCAUUUAUGGAGACAGUGAUUCACUACAAGGUUUAAUGCUAAAUCUAGGUAAACAGAUUUUGACAUGGAAGGUCUGGAUCAUGAAUGCGCAAUGGGAUGUUACCAACCACCCUGAUUAUUUCUUCCUAGAUUCAUUCCAUGGGAGUAUCAUUUUUUCUCUUCAACAAGAGAAGAUGGUUGAAUUUCCAAAUUUUAUCAAAACAGUUAAUCCUUUCAAAUACCCUGAAGACAAUUACCUUCCUAAGUUAUGGUUUUUGUUCUUCAAAUGCCCAUUUUCAGAGCUUGAUUGUCAACUUUUGGAGACAUGCCAGCAAAAUGCUUCCUUGGAAUUCCUGCCUAGACAUGUUUUUGACAUGGCAAUGAGUGAAGAGAGUUAUAAUGUAUACAAGGCUGUAUAUACUGUUGCCCACAGUGUCCAUGAGAUGAGCCUUCAGCAAGUACAAAUGCAACCAUUUGGAAGUGGGAAAGAAAUGGUGUUCUUUCCCUGGCAGCUUCAUGCUUUCUUGAGAAAUAGUUAUGCCAGUGACAACAUGGCUUUACAUUGGAAACAGGAGUUAGAUAAAUAUGACAUUCUCAGCUUUUGGAAUUUUCCAAAGGGUCUUGGACUAAAAGUGAAAGUGGGAACCUUUUUACCCAAUGCUCCCCAGGAUCAACAGUUAUCUUUAACUACACAGUUGAUACAAUGGCCAAAAAUGUAUUCUGAGAUUCCUCAGUCUGUGUGCAGUGAGAGUUGUGGGCCUGGAUUCAGGAAAGUUUCCCUGGAGGGCAAGGCUGUUUGCUGCUAUGGCUGCAUUCCUUGUCCAGACAAUGAGAUUUCUAAUGAGACAGAUAUGGAUCAAUGCAUUAAAUGUCCAGAAAGUCAUUAUGCAAACCCGGAGAAGAAGCAAUGCCUCCAGAAAGUUGUGAGUUUUCUUGACUACAAGGACCCCCUGGGGAUGUCUCUCACAACUGUAGCUCUUUGCUUCUCUGUACUCACAGCUCUGGUUCUUGGGCUCUUUGUGAAGAACAGAGACACUCCAAUUGUCAAGGCUAAUAAUAGGACACUAAGCUACACCUUGCUCAUCACACUCACCAUCUGCUUCCUCUGUACCUUUCUCUUCAUUGGUUGUCUCAACACUACUGCUUGUAUAUUGCAGCAGAUCACAUUUGGAGGUGCUUUUACUGUGGCUCUUGCCACUGUGUUGGCCAAAGCUAUCACAGUAGUUAUUGCCUUCAAGGUCACUUUUCCAAACAGAGUGGUGAGGUGGUUAGUAAUAUCAAAGGCCCCAAACUUAAUCAUCCCCAUAUGUACUCUGAUCUACCUUGUCCUCUGUGCAAUCUGGCUAGGAACCUCUCCUCCCUUUCUUGACCAAGAUGCUUAUGCAGAACAUGGACAUAUCAUCAUUAUGUGCAACAAGGGCUCAGAUUUUGCCUUCCAUGGUGUCCUGGGAUACCUCUGCUCCUUGGCACUUGGGAGUUAUGCUGUGGCUUUCUUGUCCCGGAAUCUACCAGACACAUUCAAUGAAGCCAAAUUCCUCUCAUUCAGCAUGCUGGUGUUCUUCUGUGUCUGGGUCACAUUCCUCCCUGUCUACCACAGCACCAAGGGGAAGGUCAUGGUGGCUAUGGAAGUCUUCUCUAUCUUGACUUCUAGUGCAUCCCUCCUUGGCUUCAUUUUUGCCCCAAAGUGCUACAUUAUCUUGAUAAGGCCAGAUAAGAAUAGUCUAUAUCAUAUCAGGAACAGGUCACGUUCUAGAAGGAAUAACCUCAAAACCUAG